Drosophila willistoni is the source of this 3650-nucleotide messenger RNA. RefSeq names its product high affinity cAMP-specific and IBMX-insensitive 3',5'-cyclic phosphodiesterase 8 (gene Pde8). The coding region runs from base 52 to 3198 and encodes 1048 amino acids. The transcript has 15 exons. The record is from RefSeq and is a predicted model, not a curated record. Gene Ontology annotation, molecular function: 3',5'-cyclic-nucleotide phosphodiesterase activity. Gene Ontology annotation, biological process: signal transduction; regulation of DNA-templated transcription; positive regulation of ERK1 and ERK2 cascade. NCBI's taxonomy places the organism in Eukaryota, Metazoa, Arthropoda, Insecta, Diptera, Drosophilidae.
UGAUAUUGAGAUUGAGUGGGGCGUGUGAGUGUCCGUUUUAUAAUUAGCAGAAUGCGCAAUUGUUUGCCAAAAUUUACAAAUGUGUUCCGCUCGAAAUCGUCCUCUACCACCUCAUCGUCGCGCCGACGACGACGCACAAGUGAUUUGGACACCGACUCGGAGUCCGAUAUGGAACAGUAUGUGGCGGCCAAAGCCGUUAACGCGGUGGGUUUAGCUAACGUUAAACCUACAGCAAGUCGAUGCGAUCAGCGACGCGAUAAUGAUGACGAUGGGACCAGCAGCAGUCGUAACCGGCUGAUAAGAGAAACAAAAACAACAACAACAACAAAUACAACAGCAACAGCUAGGAAUUUAGAUCAAGACAAAGACUUUAAAUCAAAAGGCUGGGGAGCGGACGGAGCAACCAGAAAUGGCCUUAUCCUGAGCGAAAAUGGCUCCUCAACGGAAAUGAAAGUCGCCGACGACUCCGCCUCUGUCGCCCUCAACACUACACGGACAUUCGCUUUACGAAACUCUUGCAAAACACCCGAGGAAAUUGAACUGGAGUAUGAGGCGAAUGUGAAGGCCGAGGCCGGUGAUAUAAUGACACCUCUGCCUCGAAGCCUAACCUUCAGUAUGGGACGACAAAUGCAAACGGAACUAGUCGAGGUCAUUCGCAAUUUGGACACCCAAACACAGCGUCAGAACAAUCUCUCCAUGCCGGAGAUGGAGCGGAAUGCUAAUGACGUGAUUCUAGUGCAUGGUGACGAGGGGGAGGAUUGUGUGGUGUUGCGACGGAAGGUUUCGUCCAUAUCCUUGGAGCGCAAGGCUCACAGUUUAUACGAACGACGGAUGCCCAAAACCCCCAAGUUGCAUCUAGUCGUCGCCGGCAAGAAGAAAGAGCCGACCGAUGAUAGUGAUGAGUAUAAACUUUUUCAGAGAAAUCUCAUGGACUUGAAAUAUCCAACCGUGCUACCACCGAAUCCUCAACUUAAGGCUCUUUUAGUUUUUCACAAAGCAGAUAGCAUUUGCGAAGUGGUCACCUCGGCCUGCCAGCGGCAUCAAUUGGAUGUUACUCUGGUCAAGUCCAAAGAGGAGGCUCUGGAUACUCUCCAAAAGUCAUAUGCCACGGCCCAGUGUUAUCAUCUAAUUAUAAUUGAUGCGCGCUCCACCAAAAAUCUUGAUGCCGAGCACAUUGCAAGAACUAUACGUCACACCCACGGACAUCAUUUAACGACAAUAAUUGCCGUCUGCAAAAAGAGUUUCUUUGAAAAGGAUGAUGUGCUAAUUGCUCUAUUAGACGCUGGCGUUAAUAGAUGCGUAGCCGAGACAACAAACCUAGCCAUGUGCAGUGUUGAACUGAAGCAGAUACUGCACUCAAUCAUAAGGCCCCACAAUGUCAUGUCCACUCAACAGGCGCUCUACACGGCCCUGCAUCGGCUGAAGGAGGUGGUUCUCAUCACGGACGACGUGCUACGCAUACAGUACGCAAAUCGCGCCACCGAACGUCUGCUCAACAUGAGACUGGAUGAAAUAAUUAGCAAACCAUUAGCCGACAUUUUCGUCUCGGACUUGUCCACCAUCAGUGAGCAGGGUAAAAGCAUUAAAGAGUUUGAUGGAAUCCUCACAGUGCGACGAAAGAACCAAGAGGGCAUCCCAAUGCACGUCCGUGUUGUGCCGGUGGCCUGCAUCGGCAGUGCGCCCACCCAUUUGAUUUUCAACUUUGACAUACCCGGCGGCCAAAUGGAUUUCAUAGCCACUCUACCCCAGCCAAAGGAGGCCCCGCGUGGUUCUUUGCAUUCGGUGAGGCGUUGCAGUUUCGAUGUACGUUCAAUUGCCUCAGACGGAUUGCGUCGGACAAGUCUGGCUAAGCUUACAUCCCUGCCGUUGGAGGCGCCGAUCACUAAAAUAAUCAAUUUACUAUCACAAGUACAGGAGAAUUGUUCAGCCGAUGAGGCGCGUCUUAUUGACAAGGUCCUGGAGUUCCUGAAGCGAGAAGGGCUCUACAGUCCGCAAAUGAAAGAGAUCCGCACCGACGAUCCCAUUGCAACCGACUUAAUUGGUGCACUUUUGACGGGUCCCAGCGUCUACUCGUCCCGCCGUAGCUCGAAUGACUCCAUCAUACGCACAGGCACUUCGACACGAACUGCCUCUAUAGUGCCAGCUAAAAUGAAGGCCAAUCCUAUCAUCAUGGAACUACUUGAAGAAUCUCUCAGCUGGGACUUUGACAUUUUCAAACUGGAAGAGAUCACCGACUACCAUCCCCUGUUAUAUUUAGGCAUGGAAAUGUUCCGGCGCUUUGAUGUCUUUGCCACAUUGAAUAUCGACGAGAAUGUGUGCAAGGCCUGGCUGGCCGUUAUCGAGGCACAUUAUCAUAAGAGCAACACAUAUCACAAUAGCACCCAUGCGGCCGAUGUAAUGCAGGCCACCGGUGCUUUUAUUACGCAGCUGUCCAAUCGGGAUAUGAUGGUCAUGGAUCGCAUGGAGGAGGCUACGGCUCUGAUUGCGGCAGCAGCCCACGAUGUCGACCAUCCGGGACGAUCUUCCGCCUUUCUGUGCAACUCGAACAAUCCGCUAGCCAUACUGUACAAUGAUUUGACAGUCCUGGAGUCCCAUCAUGCGGCUAUUACCUUCAAACUAACAUUGGGGGACGACAAGAUAAAUAUUUUUAAGAAUCUUGAUAAGGAGACUUAUAAAUCGGCUCGCAGUACCAUCAUAGACAUGAUAUUGGCCACCGAAAUGACACGACACUUCGAGCACCUGGCCAAAUUCGUUAGUGUCUUUGGCGGCGAAGAGCCGCGUGAGAUGUCGCAAAGUGAGGAGGAGACCUCCAUACUGAUGCGGCGCAUGCUCAUCAAAGUGGCCGAUGUCAGCAAUCCGGCCCGGCCUAUGCAGUAUUGCAUCGAGUGGGCGCGGCGCAUAGCCGAGGAAUACUUUAUGCAGACAGACGAGGAGAAGCAACGACAUCUGCCCAUUGUGAUGCCCAUGUUCGAUCGUGCCACAUGCAGCAUACCAAAGAGCCAGAUUGGUUUCAUCGAAUACAUCAUACAGGACAUGAUGCAUGCCUGGGAGAGCUUCAUUGACAUGCCCCAGCUCAUAACCUACAUGCAGAUCAACUACUCACAAUGGAAAAAAUAUGACGAGCAAGGCGUCAACACGUUGGCCGACAUAAUGGCCAAGCAGCCGCCCGUGGGUAACAAACUGACCAACUCCAAAUAGCAUACGGCCUUCCGGAGAUUAUUCUCGGGUCUACUGAAGCCUUUGCCGGCCCAGGCGCCGGCCACAUCCACAAUUGGCGAGACGACGGAAAUGGAGGAUGUGCUAUAGUGUCAAAUUGGCGGCUGGCGUCGCAGUCUCUCGGUCUAGCCACAACCUAUAACCAACUAACGACCCACCCACCCACACACAAACAUAUCUCGGACUAACCCAGCUAAUGCCAGCUCCUGCUGCCCCCUAGGCAAAUGGAAAGCGGGAGGGAAAGGCUAAAUGCAAAAACGGUGCCCUUUGGUGUCACAAACCUUUGAAGAGCAAAACAAAAAAAUUAUAAUAACUAAAAACUGAAAAUGAAAUAUGUAAGCUAAAUGUUAUUGGGCUGGACUCAAAAUUUAGUGUUUAAAACGAAAAGCAUCACAAAAGAAAAAGAACAACAACAGAACUAAUGUAUGUAUGUA